CUCCCGCUAGGCCUCCCGGGUCCUCUGCCGGCUUCCUACCUGAUCUCCGGCCCCUGCGAGCCGGCACUGCUACUCUGGACAGCGGCCCGGGAGAACGGCUCUCCAGUCUACUCCUUAUUCUCUAGUACCAAUGGACUUUUGGGAGGUUGUAUUUAUGAUAACAAGCAGCCCAGGUCUGUACAGCCCUUUCCAGCUAUCACAAAGAAAUACACACCUAAUGAAAAUGCAGCUGUUGGUGUUGGUCUGUUUGGUCCUUGGGACGCUGCAUUCCGAGGGGUCUGCAGGGAAAUGGGCAGCUGUGAAUCCUGAGGCAAACAUGAAUGUGAGUGAAAUUAUCUCUUACUGGGGAUUCCCUAGUGAGGAACACCUAGUUGAGACAGAAGAUGGAUAUAUCCUGUGCCUUCACCGAAUCCCUCAUGGGAGGAAGAACCAUUUUGACAAAGGUCCCAAACCAGCUGUCUACCUGCAGCAUGGCUUCCUGGCAGAUUCCAGUAACUGGGUCACAAACCUUGCCAACAGCAGCCUGGGCUUCAUUCUUGCUGAUGCUGGUUUUGAUGUGUGGAUGGGAAAUAGCAGGGGAAACACCUGGUCUCAAAAACACAAGACACUUUCAGUUUCUCAGGAUGAAUUCUGGGCUUUCAGUUAUGAUGAAAUGGCAAAAUAUGACCUACCAGCUUCAAUUAACUUCAUUCUGAAUAAAACUGGCCAAGAGCAAGUGUAUUAUGUGGGUCAUUCUCAAGGCACCACAAUAGGUUUCAUAGCAUUUUCACAGAUGCCCGAGCUGGCCAAAAGGAUCAAAAUGUUUUUUGCCCUGGCUCCUGUGGUUUCAGUGGCGUUCUCCACUAGCCCGCUAGUCAAACUAGCACGAAUUCCAGAUCUUCUUUUUAAGGACUUAUUUGGGGACAAGGAAUUUUUUACACAGAGUGCGGUGUUGAAGUGGCUGGCUACCCACGUUUGCACUCGUGUCAUUCUGAAGGAGCUUUGUGGAAAUCUGUUUUUUGUUAUAUGUGGAUUUAAUGAGAGAAAUUUAAAUAUGUCGAGAAUAGAUGUGUAUACAACACAUGCUCCUGCCGGGACUUCUGUGCAGAACGCUUUACACUGGAGCCAGAACAUUAGAUACCAAAAGUUUCAAGCCUUUGACUGGGGAAGCAGUGCCAAGAAUUACUUUCAUUACAACCAGAGUUACCCUCCCGUGUACAAUGUGAAAGACAUGCUUGUGCCGACUGCUGUCUGGAGUGGCAGUCACGACUCGCUCGCGGACGUCGGUGACAUCAGUAUCUUGCUGACCGAGAUUACCAACUUGGUGUACCACAAACGCAUUCCUGACUGGGAGCAUCUCGACUUUAUCUGGGGCUUGGAUGCCCCUUGGCGGCUGUAUAAUGAAAUUAUUAAUCUAAUGAGGAAAUAUCCGUGAAAGCCAAUUGGGAAAUAUACCAACGAGUCAGUGAUUCAGUCAUGCGAAAAUGUGUUUGUUUCAUUUCUGUAAAAUGCUUGUUUUCCUUUCCCAAGUCUUUUAUAUUUUCAUAGCCAAGAAAAUUAUGAUGUUGAAGAUACCCUGUUCCCUCUAGUUAGAAUUAGAAACACCCUAGCUAUUUUUUGUUUAAUUAUGGCUGAAUAUGGAAAUAAUGUCUCAGCCGUAGUGUUGUCUCUUUAAGUUUUUUAAAAAUAUCACAGAUACGUGAAAAGGUCAUUAUAACCAUUCUGUUUAUGCUGAAAAUAUCCUAUAUUGACUUUUUACCCACA
Messenger RNA from Lemur catta (Ring-tailed lemur), 1743 nucleotides. RefSeq names its product lipase A, lysosomal acid type (gene LIPA). Gene Ontology annotation, biological process: sterol metabolic process. The record is from RefSeq and is a predicted model, not a curated record. The transcript has 11 exons. The coding region runs from base 131 to 1414 and encodes 427 amino acids. Lineage: Eukaryota; Metazoa; Chordata; Mammalia; Primates; Lemuridae. Gene Ontology annotation, molecular function: sterol ester esterase activity. Gene Ontology annotation, cellular component: intracellular membrane-bounded organelle.